This is a messenger RNA of Gambusia affinis (western mosquitofish), 5877 nucleotides long. RefSeq names its product AFG3-like protein 1. Gene Ontology annotation, cellular component: m-AAA complex; membrane. Gene Ontology annotation, biological process: mitochondrial protein processing; protein-containing complex assembly. Bases 154 to 2439 code for a protein of 761 amino acids. The record is from RefSeq and is a predicted model, not a curated record. Gene Ontology annotation, molecular function: ATP binding; zinc ion binding; ATP-dependent peptidase activity. Lineage: Eukaryota; Metazoa; Chordata; Actinopteri; Cyprinodontiformes; Poeciliidae. The transcript is spliced from 15 exons.
AAAGAGAAAGUCUUUAUUGGGCUUCGAUUGACAUUUCUUACCAAACUUCACACGCAAGCACAUUAUGUUGGCGUCAGAGUGUUGGAGGUAACGUAGUAAAAGAGAAUACUGUAAUUUCUAAAAGCUAGAAAGUGUUCUGGGGCCACAGAAAGGAUGUCUCACAUGCUGAGACUUCUCUCGGCGGCUGUUUUGCCUCUCUGCCGGGCCAGAGGAGCCCGAGGUUGCAUACUGGGUUCAGGAAGCCUCGCGGUACGGGACUGUAGUUUUUUCAGUCAAAGUCAAGCUAAUUUCCUGUCUCGUCAAAGAACCUGGUUAGCUAAGCGAUGCGUCUAUUCCACCGAGCCAAAAGAUGGAAAAGAAGAAGCGCCAGCAGGAGGCGGGGGAGGACGACCAGGAGGAGGGAAGAGAGGAGGUGGAGGGAAAGACUGGUGGAGUCGGAUGCAGAAGGGCGACUUCCCCUGGGAUGAGAAGGAUUUCCGCUACAUGAUGCUCACUGUUGGUGGAGUCAGCUCGAUGCUGCUCUACUUCUACUUCCGAGACACGGGCCAAGAGAUCAGCUGGAAGGACUUUGUGCACCGCUACCUGGGCAGAGGCCUGGUGGAGCGGUUGGAGGUGGUUAACAAACAGUUCGUCAGAGUCAUCCUGGUACCAGGAGCGGAUGCAGAGGGGAGUUAUGUGUGGUUCAACAUCGGCAGCGUUGAUACAUUUGAGAGGAAUCUUGAGGCUGCACACAUGGAACUGGGCCUGGAGCCGUCACACCGGGCCGCUGUCAUCUACAGCUCUGAGAGUGACGGCUCCUUCUUUAUGAGCAUGAUUCCUACUCUGUUGCUGAUUGGCUUUCUGCUGUUCACACUCCGGCGUGGACCAAUGGGAGGAGGCGUUGGUGGAGGAAGGAACCCCUUUAGCAUGAGUGAGUCGACAGCCAAGAUGAUGAAGGACAACAUAGAUGUCAAGUUCAAGGAUGUGGCUGGCUGUGAGGAAGCAAAGCUGGAGAUCCUGGAGUUUGUGAACUUCCUCAAAAACCCACAGCAGUACCAGGACCUGGGAGCCAAGAUACCCAAGGGUGCUGUUCUGUCUGGACCUCCUGGCACAGGAAAGACUCUGCUGGCCAAAGCCACAGCAGGAGAGGCUAAUGUCCCCUUCAUCACAGUCAAUGGCUCAGAGUUCCUGGAGAUGUUUGUUGGGGUCGGUCCAGCCAGGGUGAGGGACAUGUUUGCCAUGGCGAGGAAAAAUGCACCAUGCAUCCUCUUUAUUGAUGAGAUUGAUGCUGUGGGGAGAAAGAGAGGAGGAGGAAACUUUGGGGGACAGAGUGAACAGGAGAACACAUUAAACCAGCUGCUGGUGGAGAUGGAUGGUUUUAACACAGCUACUAAUGUAGUGGUCCUCGCUGGAACCAAUAGGCCGGACAUCCUGGACCCUGCUCUGAUGAGACCAGGACGCUUUGACAGACAGAUUUUCAUCGGUCCUCCAGACAUCAAAGGCAGGGCUUCCAUCUUCAAAGUUCACUUGCGACCAAUCAAACUGGAUCACAGUCUGGAUAAGGAGGCUCUAGCAAGGAAAAUGGCAGCUGCCACACCAGGAUUCACUGGUGCUGACAUUGCUAAUGUGUGCAAUGAAGCAGCAUUGAUAGCUGCUAGGCACCUGAGCCCCGCCGUCAACCCAAAGCACUUUGAGCAGGCGAUUGACCGCGUCAUCGGAGGCCUGGAGAAGAAGACUCAGGUCCUGCAGCCAACAGAGAAGAAGACUGUAGCAUAUCAUGAAGCCGGCCAUGCCAUCGUGGGCUGGUUUCUGCAGCAUGCCGACCCGCUGCUCAAAGUGUCCAUCAUUCCACGGGGGAAGGGCUUGGGUUACGCUCAGUACCUGCCCAGAGAGCAGUACCUCUACACCAAAGAGCAGCUGUUUGACAGGAUGUGCAUGUUGCUGGGAGGGCGAGUGGCUGAGCAGGUCUUCUUUGGACGAAUAACCACAGGAGCUCAGGAUGAUUUGAAGAAGGUCACACAGUCGGCCUAUGCGCAGGUGGUGCAGUUUGGGAUGAGUGACAAGGUGGGGCAGGUGUCGUUUGACCUGCCCCGGCAGGGUGAGAUGGUUUUGGAGAAGCCUUAUAGCGAAGCGACAGCUGAGCUCAUUGAUGAGGAGGUCAGAGGACUAGUGGACCGAGCGUAUGAGCGCACCCUGCAGCUGAUCACCGACAAGAAGGACCAAGUGGACAAGGUGGGGAAGCGUUUGCUCGAGAAGGAGGUGCUAGACAAAGCAGACAUGGUGGAGCUGCUGGGUCCUCGGCCAUUCCAGGAGAAGUCAACCUACGAGGAGUUUGUGGAGGGGACGGGGAGCUUCGAGGAAGACACGAGCCUUCCAGACGGCCUCAGGGACUGGAACCAGCAGAGAGGAGGGGAGGCAGAGGAGACAGACCCAACCCAGAACAGACAGCAGGCGGUGUAGGAUCUGAGGAAUCAGGAGAAAAUUCAUCCAGCUGGACAGAAAUACAUGAAGCUGCUGACUCUGUUUCUCUCUACCUGACUGUAGACCUCUACCUGACAGGCUAUAUAAAUAUAUAUAUAUAGCUGCACCAUAGUCUUCCAUCAGAGGGCUAUGGUGCAGCUAGCAGUCAACUAUUUCUCUUCAGAGUGGAAUGAUCUUUACAUGGCCUUAAGAUUCUCCCCCUCUAGAUCCUGCCACGUUUAACUACGUCAGGACAGAACAGAGUGAACAUAAUGCUUUCUUUAUUUAUUCUUUUACAAAAUGUCUGUCCUCCUGAUAAUGAGGAAGAAAUACUUGACUCGAGGAAUGUUUAUGCGGCCAAACAAGGCUGAAAUGUUUUUAGAAAUGAAUCAGAGGUUUUUUCACCGACCUGGAACAACUCGUCUCAACAUUCUGCUUCAAAACAACACAGCAAUUUUCAUUUGUAUUUUACCUCAGCUUGGACUUGGAUUUUAAUCAUAAACUGUGCGAUAAUGACUGAGACAUUUUGUACGCCACUGUUCUAACAUAAAAAGAAUAAAGGAUUUAGUUUUCUGAAAUUAAAGCAUGCUUUACAAAGCUAUAAAAGACGGUCACAGGUGCCUGUAGAUUUUACUUUCAGGUUGAACAGUCACACUACAUUCUGCUUAGCAGAUAAAACCUGCUUUAUUCUGUGUUGUCUGUGGUUUCAGUGGUUUUCAAGGUGUGAAGCAACUUGAUUAACCUUGUUUUGGUUAAUAAGGUUAACCAGAACUUAACUUUGCUUUGAUUAAGUUUAGUCUUUCUAUCUUGAGCAUCUUUAAUGUCAUCUUCAACUUUUAAAUGCGAUUGUGUUGAGGAUGCCUCGAUGUGGUUGGAAAUGGAAAAGUUUUCUGACCUUGUUGCAUAUUCUACUCAUUCAAAGAUAACAUGAUGUUUUUGUAGCAUCUCGGAUACAGUCACAUCCUCACACCGUGGUUGACAUUAACAUGGCUGUUAAUCAGACUUUUGCCUUUGAGUUAUUGCAGCUGCAAAAAAACUCUUGAUCUUGAGGAGUUUAAUUCUGUAAUUUAUUUAUACAGUGUUGCUUGAAAGUUUGUGCACCACCCAAACAUGGUCAUUGUUUUUCUAAAGAAAAAUCAUCAUGUGAAAUGGAUAUAAAAGACAUAUUUUUAUCAUUUAUUCAACAAAAGAUUUUUUUUCUGUCAAAAUCAGAAAAUCUGCCUGUUUCAGAUCUAAUCAAAGUCUGGGAUUGAGAUCCGGACUUUGACUGGGCCAAUCCAGAGUGCGAAUCUUCUUACUUGUAAGUUAUUCUUUGGUACUUUUGCUGAAUGCUUUGGAUUGUUUUGUUGCAUAAUCCUGUUCCAUCCCAGCUUCAACUCCCUGACUGAUGACAGGAGAUUCUGGUCAAGAAUUUGUUGAAAGUCCUGGGAGUUGAUGGUUCUCUGGACAAUAUGGAGUCAUCCAGGUCAGAAGGCAGAAAAGCAGGCCCAGACUUUCACAUUUCCACCACCAUGCUUCACUGCUGGAAGGAGGUUCUUCUCUUUACAACGUGUUCCAAAUUAUUAUGCAAGUGAUAUUUUCUCAGAUUUUCCUAAAUGCAAAUGAUAGUCAGUAUAAUUUUUACGUCAUGAACUAUUACAGUACAAAUUUUACUGGACAAAGCUCCCCAUGAGAACAGUAUUUUUUUCAAAAAUAAAAAACUCAAAAUGUUCCAAAUUAUUAUGCACAGCAGAUUUUCUAAACAUUUUAUGGAUUAUAAAGAACUGUAAACAGUCACUCUUUGAAUAUAUAAUGUUUUCAUACCUUGUCAUAUGGCACUGCACUAUCUGAUGAUUUUCGUCAGCAGAGAGCCUUUCUCUUUCCCAUAUUGCUUGAAACGUGUGGCCUGCUUAAUAAUGUGGAACAUCCUUCUUAACUAAUUUCCUUUAAUGGAGCUCACCAGACAAACUAAUCAACCCAGCUCUCUGAAAUUAAUUAUAGUGUUUCAAAGAACCCUGAUACACAAUAUCAUCUAUAAAUUUAAUAGCACAACAAUUUUUUUUUAAAUCUUUGACAAAUCCAAUUUGCAUGACAAUUUGGAACGUGGUGUAAAUGCAGUGAUUUUUAUCCAAACCUGUGAUUGAGGCCAAAUAAUUAUAUUUUGGACUCAUCUGUCCAGAGAAUUGACUCCCAGAAAGGCUCUGGUUUGUCCAAGUGCUCUCUGGCAAAGUUUAAACAGGCUGCUUUGUUCUUGCUUGAGAGCAGAGACUUCCUUCUAGCAACUCUCCGAUGAAUACCACUUUUAUUGAUAUUUUCCCUGAUUGUAAACAUGUACAUUUAUCCCAGAGGUCUGCAACUCUCUGGAGGUGAUGUGUGGGUUGACCUUUACCUGCAUUAUUGUGUUUCUGGUGGUUCUUUGUGUUAGUUUUGACAGCCGCCAACUUCUUCGCAGAGUUGUGGUGACGCCUAGUGCCCUCCAUUUGUAAAUGAUUUGUCUUACAGUGGAUGGAUGAAGCUGUAAUCUUUUAGAGAUGGUUUUAUAGCUUUCUCCCGACUGAUGGGCUGUCACCACCUUCUUCCUGUUUUCCUCAGAUGUCUCCUUUCCUCUUGGCAUUGUUGAUCUGUUCUUUAUGCCUUGACCCAACAGUGGUUUGGUUAGUUUCCUCUCCCUUGCGCCUCAAAACCUUUUCUAAUGAUGUCUCAUUUGAUUGGUCUGUUUAGUUGAUUACUUGAGCACACACAUGUGUUACACCUGAGUCUUUUCCCUAAUUGACUUUACCAGUGCAGCUGUGGUUCAAUUACUUUUGCAGAUGCUCUGAUUCCAUGUUUUAUAUAGUCUGCUUGCAAUUCACACAUUUCCCUCAAAACAAGUAAAUGGAAUCGAUGAACAUAAAUCUGACAUUUCAUAUACAAGAACUGGUAAUGAGAAAAUAAGAAAAUUGUGGUUAAAAAAAAGAAAAAUCUGAACUACUCAACCAGUUUACAUGCUUCCAAGCAGCACUGUGUAUAUAUUUAUAUUUGAUCUUAUUUCACUACUUGGAGAGAUGGCUACAGUGUCACUUGAUAGUAUGCUUCAUUGGGUUGCUAAUCCCUUCACAAUUUACAUAACAUCCUGCCUCAGUUGUCAUCACUGUAAUCCAGCCUUUAAUAUAAUAUUUAUUCAUGACAAUGUCUCAAAAUAUCAGUUAAGGUCAGAAGAAAUUCUAGCAGACUCAGGACCUACUAGGACUAGGUGCAUGAUAAUUUAAUGUUGUCUGAGUUUAGAGGAAGCAACUACGAGAUUAUUUCUGACAUUUGGUGCUAAAAUAGCUUUUUCUGUCAAUAUCUGUGUUGUCUUUUUUUUAUAGGUUCAACUGAAGGAAGUCCACAGGAAUAUGCUGAUACAUUCAUACUCCAUUGUGUUUUGGGUACUGAGUGUUUCAUGAGUUUAAAAAAUAAAUAAAUAGAUAUUUAAAAGAC